Messenger RNA from Penicillium samsonianum, 255 nucleotides. RefSeq lists its product as uncharacterized. Lineage: Eukaryota; Fungi; Ascomycota; Eurotiomycetes; Eurotiales; Aspergillaceae. Bases 1 to 255 code for a protein of 84 amino acids. The transcript has a single exon. The record is from RefSeq and is a predicted model, not a curated record.
AUGACCUCAUUGCUCGACGGGUCUCGACUAACGUACGCCAUAUUCCAGGUGUCAUCUUCAGGAAAUUUGGGCAACGAGCUGAGGGGCAUGGAAAGCGUUGACCGUUCGAAUGUGCCGACGCUGAUGAUCAAAUAUCUGACCCGACUUCCAACCAAAAUUCUGUACUCGCUGUCAUCCCUGCUCGAUACCUCCAUCGAGAGUAUCCUAGAAAAUGAGGUUAUUUGGCUCAUCUGGGCGAAGGCAAGAGAUAGGUGA